Messenger RNA from Danio aesculapii, 605 nucleotides. Its product is annotated as distal membrane-arm assembly complex protein 1-like. The record is from RefSeq and is a predicted model, not a curated record. The transcript has 2 exons. Bases 190 to 453 code for a protein of 87 amino acids. Lineage: Eukaryota; Metazoa; Chordata; Actinopteri; Cypriniformes; Danionidae.
UAAAAGCUUCCGGUGUUUAAGGUCAUUGGGACAUGCCGCUAUGUUGCUCUUAUUGAAGAAGCCGCUGUGCAGUUCUCAAUUAAAAGUGUAAAUAAUGAACAUAAACAGUGUUAUGAACAGAAGAGAACAAUACUGAGAGCUUCGACACUCGGUUCCGCCCGCUCGGAAACUACAGACGGUCACCUGAACAUGUCCGAUCCUGCGCCGCUGGAGGAGAAGGCGAGUCCGCAGAAGAGCAGCAGAUCUGCGGCCGGAGACUGCUGGAGCUGCCGCCUGCUCUCCGGUGGAGGACUCACCGCUGCGGGGAUUUAUGUGUUCGCGCAAGUGCAUAGGAGAAAUCUUGGUAAACCCCCAACAGUUAGCGCAGUGUUACAGAUGAUGUUCGCCACAGGUCUGAGCGCCUGGGGGAUUGUGCUGAUUGCUGAUCCAGUGGGAAGAAUUACAAGCAAAUAGCUUUUGGACGGUUUCUUUAUUAACGUGGAAUUGUAUACUGAAUGAGCAAAGCCAUGUUGAUGCUGCAAAGUUAAAUUACAUGUAAAUGACUGUCAAAAUGUCAUAAAACGUCUACGUAUUUCAUUAAAUGUCUUAAUUUACAAACUACAAAA